Penicillium pulvis is the source of this 513-nucleotide messenger RNA. Its product is annotated as GNAT family N-acetyltransferase. Gene Ontology annotation, molecular function: N-acetyltransferase activity. The transcript has a single exon. NCBI's taxonomy places the organism in Eukaryota, Fungi, Ascomycota, Eurotiomycetes, Eurotiales, Aspergillaceae. Bases 1 to 513 code for a protein of 170 amino acids. The record is from RefSeq and is a predicted model, not a curated record.
AUGGGAAGCACAUCCACCACAGCCCCGGCAUAUGUUCUCCGAGAUCACCGCCCAGGAGAUAUCGGAUGGAUCAUCCACCGCCACGGAGUUUUAUACGAUGAAGAAUACGGAUGGGGCGAGAAAUUUGAGGGCGUUGUCGCAAGCAUCGCUGGCGAUUUCCUCAAAAACUUCGACCCCAAAUCAGAACGCUGCUGGAUCGCUGAACGAGAUGGACAAUUUCUCGGAUGCAUCAUGCUUGUGAAAGAUGUAACUCCAGCCAAAAACGCAGCCAAGAUUCGUCUUCUCCUGGUUGAACCGGCUGCACGCGGUCUUGGACUGGGUCGUGCACUUGUGCGGCAAUGUACACAGUUUGCUAGGGAAGUGGGGUAUUCUCAUGUCGGAUUAUGGACUCAGAGUACAUUGGUUUCGGCACGCCAUAUUUAUGGAAGCGAAGGAUUUGUGCAUGUUGCGUCGGAAGAUCAUGCUUCUUUUGGGGUCGAAAUGACUGGCGAGCUUUGGGAGUUGGAGUUAUAG